CUUACAGAGCUGUCAGAGCUGCUGCAGUCGCUCAAACCAUGGCCUCACACCAGACCCUUCUGAUUAUUGGAAUAUUUGUUUUAACAGGAUUUGACGGAUGUUUCUCUGCCACUCCUGAGGAGGAGCAGAACCCACAAUUUUGGUACGUUAAGGGGAAAGAAGCUCUUCAUGCAUCCCUCUCCAUGAAGCCCAACCUGCACCGUGCUAAAAAUCUCAUUCUCUUCCUCGGAGAUGGCAUGGGAAUCAGCACUGUGACCGCAGCAAGAAUUAUGAAGGGACAGAUGGAAGGGAAGACCGGAGAGGAGAGCGUCCUAGCCAUGGACACGUUCCCUCAUCUCGCUCUCUCCAAGACCUACAACGUGGAUCAGCAGAUGCCUGACAGCGCAGCGACUGCCACUGCGUAUCUCUGCGGUGUGAAGACGAACUACGGCAUGCUGGGUCUCAGCGCAGCGGCACGCCGCGAAGACUGCAGCUCCGUUAAAGGCAACGAGGUCAAGUCCAUUCUGCAUCAGGCAAAGAUGGCAGGGAAGUCUGUCGGCAUAGUAACCACGACGCGUGUCCAGCAUGCAUCACCUGGCGCCAGUUACUCCCACACCCCUGAAAGAGGCUGGUACAGCGAUAAAGAGCUGACCUCUGAAGCCGUCACGGGUGGAUGCAAGGACAUCUCGUACCAACUCGUCCAUAAUACUGAUAUAAACGUUAUUUUAGGCGGCGGAAGACAGUACAUGUUUCCCAAGGAAACCGCUGAUCCUGAAUACUCCACAGUUACUGGAAGCAGACAGGACAAAACAGAUCUAGUUGACGUGUGGUUAAAAAACAGAACUAAUGCCAAAUACGUGUGGAAUAAAAGCGAUUUCGAUGCUGUCAAAGAGGACAAUACUGACUACUUGAUGGGGCUUUUUGAGCCGAAGGAUACCAGGUACGAGCUGGGACGUGACGCUUCAACGGACCCCUCGUUGACCGAGAUGGUGGAAAAGGCCAUCAAGAUUCUCCGCAAGAACUCGAAAGGCUUCUUCCUCUUUGUGGAAGGUGGAAGAAUAGAUCACGGCCAUCACGCCGGGGCAGCCAAGUACGCUUUGACCGAGGCCGUGGAAUUCGACAGGGCCGUCGCGCGGGGGGCCGAGCUGACCAGCGAGCUCGACACCUUGACCGUGGUGACCGCCGACCAUUCCCACGUCUUUUCCUUCGGCGGCUACUCUUACAGGGGCAACCCUGUGCUAGGUGUUUCUUACUCGAAAGCCGAGGAUGGCAAAAGAUUUACUAAUGCGCUUUACGGGAACGGUCCAGGAUACCAGAUCGUGAAUGGAACUCGUCCCGACACGAAUGCAAAUAUUUCAAGCGGCGACGAAUAUCUUCAGCAGGCUGCCGUGCCUCUAGAUUCAGAAACUCACGGCUCUGAGGAUGUGGCUAUCUUCGCCAAAGGCCCAAUGGCCCACCUCUUCCACGGGGUCCAGGAGCAGAGCUACAUUCCUCACGCUAUGGCUUUCGCCGCCUGCAUCGAGCCCUACGCCGACUGCCUGCUGGAAAACCACAGCGUCUGCGCUCGGUUCAGCCUCGCGGUCCUGAUGCUGAGCUUGCUCUCCUCGCUCGGCGCCCUCGCGUAAGGCCACGGAAGCGCACAUUUCAAUCGCGAUGCAGUCUGUUCAAGCUGCUUAAGCUCUGCGCUGGAUCUGUGUUUAUUACUGUUGGUUGAGAUAUAAUUGAAAUCCUCUGUGAGGACACGAAGAAGCGGUGGGCGAAUGUACGCCGAUGGAAUCCAAGAAGAUGCACUUACGUUGUUCUUUAGUGACGCUAAAAACGC
This is a messenger RNA of Puntigrus tetrazona (Sumatra barb), 1801 nucleotides long. RefSeq names its product alkaline phosphatase, intestinal, tandem duplicate 2 (gene alpi.2). The coding region runs from base 39 to 1604 and encodes 521 amino acids. Gene Ontology annotation, biological process: dephosphorylation. Lineage: Eukaryota; Metazoa; Chordata; Actinopteri; Cypriniformes; Cyprinidae. The record is from RefSeq and is a predicted model, not a curated record. Gene Ontology annotation, molecular function: alkaline phosphatase activity. Gene Ontology annotation, cellular component: plasma membrane. The transcript has 11 exons.